AGCCCCAGCCACACAUUCUCCAGCAGCCCCAGCCACACACCCUCCUGCAGCCCCAGCCACACACCCACCUUUCCCCCCACCCCCGCCCAGUUUCAGUUACCAUCCUCGCCUUCCCUCAGUCACAGACAGGGGGAGUGGAGGACAGAGGGAAGAAACUUGGCAAACUCCUGCGUGCUGCACCUGGUGCUGAGAUCUGAUCCCCGCUCACACCGGGCAGUACAGUCCGCUCAGCACUGCACCCCGGAGACCACUGUAGCCGCCGAGCAUGCCAUCCGGGCGGGUUACUGGGAAAGCUUCUGCCAGGGAGCAGGCUGAGACGUCCUGGAGAUGUACUGGGCAAUGAGGUGCAGAGUGCGGGGAUCAGGCAUUGGAUCGCACUGACUGCUGAGUGCGCCGGAGGGAGCAGCACGCACGUACACUGCCACCAGUAACUCCCGCACUGCCCAGCCGGGACAGUAACUUUCUCAGCGGCCGCCCACAGAGAGCCAAGCCCGGGAGUGAGAGCACGGCCACAGCUAGCGCCCAGACUGCCACACUCACACUUCCACCAGCGCCAGGGCACGUAGGAUGACCCCCUGAUCUGCCAGUGUGCCGGUGUUUGGACGUGCGGGACACAGCGUGGAGUGACAGGCACAGGUGGAGAUGGCUAAGCCGGUGGACCAUGUGAAGAGACCCAUGAACGCCUUCAUGGUGUGGUCCAGGGCACAGAGGAGGAAGAUGGCCCAGGAGAACCCCAAGAUGCACAACUCGGAGAUCAGCAAGCGGCUGGGGGCAGAGUGGAAGCUGCUGACGGAGACAGAGAAGAGACCCUUCAUUGACGAGGCUAAGAGGCUGCGCGCCAUGCACAUGAAGGAGCACCCGGACUACAAGUACCGGCCCCGCAGGAAGCCCAAGACCCUGCUGAAGAAGGACAAGUUCGCAUUCCCCAUGCCUUACAGCCUGGCAGGGGACCAUGAGGGUCUGAAGGCCUCCGGGCUACACGGGGCAGGGAUGCUCACUGACUCCUUAUUGUCCAAUCCGGAGAAAGCUGCUGCUGCCGCCGCUGCGGCCGCCGCCAGGGUCUUCUGGCCUCAGUCUGCGGCAGCUGCUGCAGCAGCCGCAGCAGCGGCAGCCGGCGGCGCUAACAGCCCCUAUUCCCUGUUUGACCUGAGCUCAAAAAUGGCAGAGAUCACAUCCAGCUCUUCCGGCCUCUCUUACGCUUCAUCUCUGGGAUACCCACCCUCCAGUGGUGGUGGCUUCCCUGGGGUGGCAGCUGCAGCUGCUGCAGCCGCAGCUGCCAGUGGAGGUCACACUCACUCUCACCCUUCUCCCGGAAACCCUGGCUAUAUGAUCCCAUGUAACUGCACUGGGUGGCCCAGUCCAGGACUACAACCCCCUCUAGCCUACAUCCUAUUCCCGGGCAUGGGCAAACCUCAGUUGGACCCUUACUCCACGACAGCGUAUGCAGCAGCUUUAUGACAAAAUGGCUGCCCUGGAAAGGGCAGUGUCAGUGCACCACCCAGGUGUCACUUCAUGUGGGACACAUGGACUCAACCUUAGGGCAGGGAGCCCUCCGUGCAGACUGACUAGCUGUCAUGCACCAUCACUGGCUGUUCUGUCUUUUUAUGCUGUGAAAACACUUAAAAUAUGGACUAAUGUGAUGAUUUGUGGGGAGACCCCGACUGUCACAGGUACAGGUCAUAUAGGUGAUGCCUUGUAGAACCACUGUGCAUCUCACAGCCUGUCAGUGUGGAGGGGCUUGUAAUAAUCUCAUGUGCUAUGCAGGUCCCUCUACGACUGAAUAUGUGCAUAUGGGCUACGGUCACCCAACAAACUACAAACAUUUCAGAAAAUCACCUUUUGCCUCUUUCUGCACUUCUAAGGUGGAUGGAUACCUGUCAGGCAAUGGACAUGCUGACUUCUCUCUAUCCUGCAGGCACUAGCUGGACACUUAGACACAGAAAAGCUCUUCUUGAUGGACCUGGGAUCUGGUAAACCUGUAUCCUUCCCAUCCAUCAAACUCAUCCCCCAUACACCGGUGCACCGUUACAUUGUGCCCCCUGUGCUGUCUGAUCAAACAUGGUUACAUAUUACUUGUACUAGAACUAUUUGUCUACAGCCUGAUACUAAUGAUGGUCUGAUCUUUCCAUAACCCCUAGGAAAUGUAGUGGAGUAGAUAAUGGGGGAUAUGUACUAAGCCUGAAAAGUGAUAAAUAUCACUGUGAUA
Pseudophryne corroboree (corroboree frog) is the source of this 2206-nucleotide messenger RNA. It is a transcript of the gene SOX21, whose product is annotated as SRY-box transcription factor 21. The record is from RefSeq and is a predicted model, not a curated record. Bases 643 to 1458 code for a protein of 271 amino acids. Gene Ontology annotation, biological process: positive regulation of transcription by RNA polymerase II; negative regulation of transcription by RNA polymerase II; cell differentiation. The transcript has a single exon. Gene Ontology annotation, molecular function: RNA polymerase II cis-regulatory region sequence-specific DNA binding; DNA-binding transcription factor activity, RNA polymerase II-specific. Lineage: Eukaryota; Metazoa; Chordata; Amphibia; Anura; Myobatrachidae.